AUGGAAUCAACAAAACUUAGUUAUGACCAAGAAUGGGUUAUACAGAUAAGUCGAGCCAUAGAAGAAGGCCUAGAAGAAAGCGAUGAAGAAGGCGUUCCCGUUAGCAUCUUUAGCGUACCCAAAAGCCUAAUCUCUUUCAAACCAGAAGCAUACAUUCCACAGCUAAUAGCCCUUGGUCCAUACCAUCACCAGCGGCUUGAACUCUUCGAGAUGGAGCACUACAAGCUCACUUCCGCUAAGAGACUGCAAAAGAACCUCCAUCCAAUCAAAUUCUGCCACUUGGUCAACCAUAUUGCGGAAAGUGAUAGCACUCUCCGCGCUUGCUACCACCGCUUCUUGGAGUUCGACCGGGAAACACUUGCAUGGAUGUUUGCCAUCGAUACUUCCUUCUUGUUGGAGUAUCUUCAUACCUACUCUGCCAAAACGGAAGGUUCGCUUGUGCGAAUCUCUUCUAAGAUGGCACAUCUGAUCGACCAUACAAGAAGGAAAACCGCACACCACGCAAUCGUCGGGGAUAUUAUCAUGCUGGAAAACCAAAUCCCUCUCUUUUUGCUCAGAGAAGUCCACAAAUUUUUUCUGCUGCAUGAAGAUCAUGACCAAGCAUUAGCCACAAUGCUGAUGGGUUUCUGCAAAGAUUUAUUACCCAUCAAGUACAUUAAUUACCAACAUUUUAGAGAAGAAUGUUUCGAGAGAGCCCAUUUGCUAGAACUUCUCUACCACAUGUUUGCACCAAAGCUGCAACUUGUACCUGAUUGUGAGCAGGAGGAGCCAAAAGCGGACGAAGAGAUUGGCUGGUUUAGAAAGGCCUUGAAAUCAUUCUUGGCGGCACUAAUUUAUAUUAACUUGGCCCCGCUCCGCCUUCUCAGUAAAAUUUGCAAGUCAAAAGCAAUCAUGCUUCUGGUUACACUGCCAUUUACAAUCCUCUCGUAUGUUUUGCAUCUUGGAAACAAGGGAACCUGGAAAGUGCAUCUCAGAAGUUGUUGUGGAUUGGAAUCCAUAAAUUUCGACAAUUGUUGUGGUAAAUUUUACCUUCCCGUUAUUCAUUUGGAUGAUAACUCAGAAGUUGUGCUAAGGAACCUGGUGGCCUAUGAGGCAUGCAUUGCGCCGGAGGUGAUGAUUUUUACACGUUACACGGAAUUGAUGAAUGGAAUAAUUGAUGGUGAGGAGGAUGUGAGGAUUCUUCGAGAGGCGGGGAUCAUCUUGAACCGCCUCAAAAGCGAUGAAGAAGUGGCAACACUUUGGAAUGGCAUGGCUAAGUCUGUAAGGGUAACGAAAGUUCACAUUCUGGACAAGGCCAUUGAAGGUGCAAAUACUUAUUAUUCGGGGAGUUGGAAGGUCAGGAUGAUCGUGGCCAUGAAGAAGUACGUCUUUGGUUCAUGGCCAUGUCUUACGUUUCUAGCAGCUAACACUCUGAUAUUGUUGUCUACUCUGCAGGCUGCGUGCACGAUGUACAAUUGCUCCAAAAUUUUCAAGGCUCUAUGA
Messenger RNA from Alnus glutinosa, 1482 nucleotides. Its product is annotated as putative UPF0481 protein At3g02645. The record is from RefSeq and is a predicted model, not a curated record. Lineage: Eukaryota; Viridiplantae; Streptophyta; Magnoliopsida; Fagales; Betulaceae. The transcript has 2 exons. The coding region runs from base 1 to 1482 and encodes 493 amino acids.